Molecule: messenger RNA, 753 nt
Organism: Postia placenta MAD-698-R-SB12
Lineage: Eukaryota; Fungi; Basidiomycota; Agaricomycetes; Polyporales; Adustoporiaceae
Exons: 8
Coding region: 1-753 (250 amino acids)
Source: RefSeq, a predicted model, not a curated record
AUGGCAAAGGCGCAGGACGCCGCGCUUGUUCACCAAGUUCUGAUUGUCGUCUAUGAAUUUGAUAAGCACUAUAUCCUUGGCGAACUCAGUAUGCCGCACCAAGAUGCCAACAGAGUCUCUGGUCAAUUUCGCCGGAGCCCCUGGACGCUCGAGCGUUGGAGCAUCGCCCAUGGGUUACGCAUCAAAGAAAUUCUGGCUACUGCAGUUGAACUCUGUUCAAAGACAACAAUGACGAUGACGGGCACACCGACAACCUCAUAUAUGAUGUCGCUGAGCAAGGAUGAAGCGAACGCGGCCUCGCCGUCAUCUUCAGUACGGGCAUUGACCUCCUCCUCUUCCAAUUGUGUUGCUGUGCACGCACCCCGGCACCGGUGUAGUAUCUUCGUACUGCAUGGGGGCGUUUCCGGACGCGCUCAAAUAAGCCUGUCAAACGAACGUCGCCGGACGCCGCGCAUCGGUGCACGUCGUGAGCCAGAGCAGCCGCUUGCGCGUGGCACCGCGGCCAAACUGUCCCGCGGCUCACUGCGUGCAUCAUGGAAUGCGGACAGAAGCACCCCGCGUUUCACGGAACAUAGAGAGAUAAGGCUCCAACUCCUGGCCGAGUUUGUCAGGGAUACGAUUAUGAAGCGACGGAAGGAUGCAGCCCUCGGACACGGACAGCCUGAGGAGAUCAUGGCGUCUCAGAACGAAGAGGCUGAGCACGUCAAGACAGAGGCUGCGCUAGAGAUCCAUCAUCAGAUGUCGAACGAAUAA